Molecule: messenger RNA, 906 nt
Organism: Diachasma alloeum
Lineage: Eukaryota; Metazoa; Arthropoda; Insecta; Hymenoptera; Braconidae
Gene: Csp7
Product: allergen Tha p 1
Exons: 3
Coding region: 216-548 (110 amino acids)
Source: RefSeq, a predicted model, not a curated record
GAGAGGAGUUGAGUGGUGAUUGUCAGGGGGAUUGGCUUAAACCAGGUUCAACGUCGGGGACCUUUGCCGGCUCAGUGCGUUACUGCUUCUUGCGACGAGCGGUCGUAGAGGUGGAGAGAGUCUCUUUGAAGAGGACAAAUCACAUUUCAACCAAGUUCCCACCAUAAAAUAUCAAAGUUUUUCUUUUGAGUAUCAAUUUCACAUCGAGUAUCACAAUGUUUACCAAAGUACUUCUCAUCAGCCUGCUCAUGUGUGCAGCAGUUAUGGGACAAGAAGCUGAACAAAGAUCACGUGUUUCGGAUGAGCAAGUAAACAUUGCACUCAACGACCCACGUUACUUGAAACGUCAAAUCAAGUGUGCACUCGGCGAAGCGCCUUGCGAUCCCGUGGGCCGUCGUUUAAAAAGUUUGGCACCGCUCGUACUACGCGGCUCAUGUCCCCAGUGCUCUCGCGAGGAGACACAUCAAAUAAAGAGAGUACUGUCUCACAUUCAGCGUCAAUUCCCCAGGGAGUGGUCUAAGGUUAUCAAGCAAUAUGCUGGAGUUUAAAGUGAACUAUUAAUCAUAAAAAAAACAAAACUGACCAUAUUCUGCUAAUUUUUAUUAAAAAUAAGUUACGAAAAUCCAGAAAAAAAUGAAUCAUGCGGCGAGUCAUCAUUAAAUGACGUGUCGAGUCUCAUUGAAGAAUGUUGAAACCUGGAAACGAUUUGAUUCAAGUCGAGGGAAUACUUGAUAGAACUUGAACUCCUGUAAUCAAGUAUUAAUUUGACUCGAAUCAGGCUUUUUUCGAAUUGAAUAAAGUCGUCACGAACUACCUAAAAUAGGUAGAUUUUUCGGGGACAAUCAGGUAGAAUAUAUCAGUAGCGAAGUGGUAAAGCGGUUUAAGUCGACUUAUCUCCCAGUGAAG